Messenger RNA from Volvox carteri f. nagariensis, 1509 nucleotides. RefSeq lists its product as uncharacterized. Bases 1 to 1509 code for a protein of 502 amino acids. The record is from RefSeq and is a predicted model, not a curated record. The transcript has 11 exons. Lineage: Eukaryota; Viridiplantae; Chlorophyta; Chlorophyceae; Chlamydomonadales; Volvocaceae.
AUGGGCUUUCUGCUGGCUCUACAUCGGGGCCUUCUGGAACCCUUUGGUGCGGCCAUCGGCGGGUUUCGCUUUCGGACGCGGCUCAGUAACCUGCAUGUAACGGUCCUCAAUUGUGAUGUGGUGCCGCCCGCGACCUCCCUCAAUGCCACUUUCGCGCCACUGCUACCGCAGCUGGCCCCGGUUCCCCUGGCCACGGGGCUACUGGCCGCCGCCAUAUGGAACUCCUCAAAUCCGCUGUACGACAAGCUGCGGUGGGAGAACGGCACCUGUCCUGGGACGAGCAGUACGGCAGUGCCAGGAGUAGGGUUAUGUGGCACACUGGAGCAGGAGGCGGCGUGUUUGGCGUCGCUCUCCAAUAAGGUGCUCCAGGGGGGUCCCUGGGCGGUACUGUACUUUCCCUCCACCUUCACCUCGUCGUACCUCAGCUGGUUUGCCGGGUCGGGCAUUGCCCCGCAGAACCAGCGCCCCGUGUCCCAAUACGUGUAUGCGCGGGGUCGGGACUACAGCACGUGCUCGUACCUGAGCGCCAUCAUCGCCAACACGCUGGUGCCCGGACUGAGCAGCUCUCUGACCUGGGGCCUGGCCAACAACCCGGGGGUGAUGAGGGGGCUGUCGCCCGGGUUUCUGGCGACAGGCAUAUCUCUGCAGCAAGUGGACCUGGCACCCGUCAACAACUUCGGUCAGCAUUUCGCCACCUACAUAUUUUGUGUCUUGUUGUGGCUGGGUAGCUCAUUUGUGGUGGUUUCCAGCUACCAGUUCAAACUGCCCUCCGAGGCCUUAUUGCUGAAUCCUAGCAACCACAUGCGAGCUAGAGAUGUGGUCCAGGGGGUCGCGGACACCACCACCAACACCACCACCAACAACAACAACAACUCGCUACAACAGCAGCAGCAGCAGGAGGAGGAGGAGGAGGUGGUUUCUCUCCGUCUGGUACGGCUUAGUCAGGUGGCUCGAGCAGUGCUGGUGAAGGCGUUGGUGGCGUCUGUAUUUAUGUUUGUCCUGGUGGUGCUGCUGUGUGUGGUGCUGUUCGCUCUCGGUCGGGGUACGGAGCAAUGGCACUUAAACCCCGGAUAUGCCAUGGCCUUUGGGUGGUACAUGUCCUGGUCGUUUGUUUCCAUCAACGCGGUGUUGCUUCACGUUAUGGGUAUUGAACGGUUCUCCUCCAUAUCGGCCCUGCUGCUCAUUCUGCAGCUCACGUCAGCGUCAGGCGUCCUGAGCACGGACCUGUCCAACCGCUUCUUCUACAUCGGCAAGGGGCUGCCGUUCUUCUACGGAGUACGCGGAUUCCGUACAAUCUUUUUCGGCGCACUGCAGGACAAGAUGUACAUCAACUGGCUCGUAUUCACGGUGGGGGCCUACAAUGUGGUGCUCGGCCCCUUAGGAGUACUGCUUGUCGUACACCGGGUUUGGUCGGUACCCAGUCGGGCUGCGAAGCAGCAACGGGGGGGUAGUGCAGCGGAGGGGGUGGGGGAGGUGGUGUUGCCUGUGGCGGUAGCGGGAACUGGCUGA